Molecule: messenger RNA, 28846 nt
Organism: Porites lobata
Lineage: Eukaryota; Metazoa; Cnidaria; Anthozoa; Scleractinia; Poritidae
Source: the annotation of a GenBank genome assembly
ACUGCGGAUGGGUGAAUUUGAUAUGGUUAUUGCCGAUAUGAUAUUAGGCACGUUUUUGAAUAAUUAUCAUUAUUCCUUUUGUUCAUCCAAUUUUGCACAUAAAAGCGAUUAAAUUACCUGCUAUAAAUUGUCGUUCAAAGAAGGUACUCGGAUGACUCGCUGCAGAAAAAGUUUGCGGCUGCUCGCUUGGCUCCAUACUUGGGAAGAAUAUUGGAGACGCUGUUUAUAGCCCAAGGUUUGUUUAUGGCUAAUAAUAUCAAGGUGUUUGCUCGGUUAAAGCCCUCUAAAAAUAUCAAACAAGAGCUGUUCAAGCAUGAAGAUCAAGCACUUUAUAUUGCAUCUCAUAACCAAGUUCCAACAGAGGAUCAUGAUCCAAAGCGCUUUCUUCGAUUUAGCUUUUCGCACGUUUUCGGGGUUAAUUCGUCACAAAAGCAAGUCUUUCAAGCGGCCGCAAAGGACAUUAUCGAGGCGUUCUUCAAAGGCUACAAUGGCACAAUAUUUGCCUACGGGCAAACCAACGCUGGAAAGACGUACACUAUCCAAGGACCUGCAGAAGGUUUACAAGAUUAUGACUCCCACGGGUAGGUAGCUUGAGUCAAAGUCAACUUCUUCUUAAAAUUUAUUACUUCCUAUCAAUAAUUGAUUUGGCAUUUGCUUAAUAGCAGCUUUUAUUUAUGUUGGAAUCUUAUAAAGUCAUUAGGUGUGGUUUCUUUUUUUUCACAUAUAAAGCCUUAACGUCAAUUUAGUUUUUGUAUACGGAGUUCUUUGAACAGUGACAAACAAGUCUAGACAUCGACAUCUCGAGUUUCUUUCAGCUUAAAAUUGCAUGUCGUCAUUGUAGGUCAAGUUUUAGCGCGACUUUGGAUAGGAAAUUUCCCAAAUAAUAGUUUAUUAGUAAUGUUAGAUUACCCGCUACUUGCGGCCGGAAAAAAAUUCCCAAAAAGGCUUUUAUAUGUACAUUAGUUUUAAAGAUCUCCAUCUAGAGGAUAAUGUACUUUGAAUUGAGAGUGGAGGCACAGUGGUCAUUAAUAACAAACAAGCAUCUCAAAUUUGCUGAAAGGUCCACUAUCAUGAAAUUAAUAAUCUCCUCAUUUAGCAAUUAUGAGUUGAGAAAAUAGCCAGAGAUUUGCAUGAAAGGGAGUGUUCUCAGUUUAAAAGACUUCAAAACUCUAAGUGGCUGGGUCUCAACAUGUAGCACUGUAGUAAAAUGAUGAUUGCAUAAUGAGUGAAAUUUAAAUGACUGAAGUGGUAGAGGUAUAAGGUAAAGGCGCACACAAGCCAAAGGCCCACACGGCCAGAGCCUAUACCGGUUUCUGUAGCAUGAAGCAUGCCUAAGAGUAUUACUACUCCCCCCUAGAUGGGAUGCUGGUCAAUCCCAGGGUUACCCCCAGCAGUAUGUCACCGGUACCUAUUUAUACACUUGGGUGAAGAGAGACAAAGUGGAGUAAAGUUCCUUGUCUAAGGAAACAAUGCUAUGGGUGAGGCUUGAACCCCAGACCUCCAGAUCCAGAGUUUGAGGUGUUAACCGCUCGGCCACACAUGCCAAAAAAUAUUUAAAAAUAGCUUAAGUUUUAGGCAUUCCAAACUCCUGGGGCCGGUUGCUCGAAGCCUGGUUAGCGCUAACCGUUGGUUAAGACGUAUCAAAAUGUAUAGGCUUCCAAGGUGUUUAACGCUGGUUAGCACUAAACAUGCUUCGAGCAACCCGGAUUUGGUAAUUAGAACAUAGACACUUUUAUUCAAGAAGUCAUAAAUGAGUUAGUGUACGUACAGCUGUAGAAAGUUGCACUGUGUUUUGUAACAUAAUCCUAUGACUAUGACACCUUUGUACAAGACUCUUUUCUUUCUUCAAAGCUAGAGUAACUACAUUUAAGCUUGUUAAAUCUCUUAUAUUUGAAUACUUACAAAUGUGCAGAAUUUUCCACUUGCAAAACAACACCAAUUGCAGUAAAAUAGCUGAGAUGAUUGCAUGCAAGUUUCCAGUGAACAUAAUUAGUGACAUUUUAUCCCUUAUAAUAAUUAUAUCAACUAUUUUUCAGGAAAAAAAUGCCAAAGUCAACUCAAAGAAGUAAAUAAAGAAAUGAAAUAUUAUUCAUUGUAUAUGCAGAUGGAUCGAAAUAUAGUGCCAUUUUGAUCUAUUUUUGCUUAGUUGUUUUGCUCUGAGUGUUGCCAGACUAUCAACUGCUAUUAGGUGUCGUUAAGUAGCAGAUUAUUGUGCUUGUACAUUUGUAAUUAGUGGAUAGACAGUAGAUUGUGACAAAGUGACUGUUUUACAUUGUAGGUUACUGCAGUAAGUCAAGUAAAAGUUAACAAAAAAUUAUGCAGUGACAGGAAGGAAUUGCAAAUUGAGGUCAUGUGAGCAAGAUGGCUGUUUUUUGUCAGAAACGAAAAAAAAAAAAACAGCCACUAUGUGAAUACUAUUUCCGGUUCGCUGUCAUUCUUUGACAGGCUGUCAUAUGAUCAUAAUAUAAAAGACUAGUUGUUUGUAAGAUUGAAAAAAACAUCACUUUCAUCAGCUACAUUGCAAUUGUUGUUGGGAAAAUUGCCCAACAAUAUUAACAAACCAGACAGGUUACUUCUAAGGUUAAGAUUGUUAGAUGUACAACAUAUCAGAGGUACAUGUAAGACUGCAGUUACAGAAACUGUAUUCCAUAAAUAUUGUCAGUGUUUGUAAGGGCAAAAUUAUGGUCAAGAGGAUUAUAACAAGUUUUUUCAACACAAUUUAUCUGUUGUAUAAUAUUGUAGUGGAUUGUUCUGAAAUGUGAAAUAUUUGUCUUAUGGUUGGAAUGUUGUUUGUUACUUUAAUACUGUACAUGGAAAGAUCCUUUUCAUGGUUGUCACUAGGAUUUUAGGUUGCCAGAUAAAUGCAACAAGUAGGCGGAGAAUCAAGCUGCUAGGGAUUUCUUUUGGUUCUAUUUUUCUUCUAUUUUCCAAUGAAAGUAGCCAGGGACCACAUAGUAGUAGCUAGGGGAAAUCCCGGCCCCCAGUUCCCCCGGCUCUUAAUGACAGCCCUGAUUUUGAAAAAAUGUAAGUUAUGUAUUGUUGUUAAUUUGAGAUAAAUAUUCCAAAUUUCUUGUUUUUAAAUAUUGAAGAGGUUUUAUAAUAAUUUAAAUUUUCAGGCUGUCCUGUUUAAGUGAGCAGAGUCUUCCUUUGCAUGAUUUAUCACACAGGAAGGAAAAAAUGAUGGAUUUUUGUUGAGCGUGUGACAUAACUAAGCAACCAAACAAUUUUCAUGUGCUAUGUAAGGAAAUGCCACGUGGUAAUUUGAAAACUCAGUGAUGGUGCAUGUGAAUCAUGCGGUUCAUAUACUGUACAUGGUUGUUCUAAGUUAAUAUCCUUGUUCUAUCUGGGUUUCUUUUUCUGGUGAAAUUAUCCUUGGUGCAGAAUCCAGUUGAAACUCGAUUUUGAAUAAAUUUAAUCAAUAAAUUGAUUAAUCAAUUUAAUCAACACUUUUGGCUUUGGGAAUUAAUUUUGAUGUUUGUGUGUUUUUGUUGACAAUUGGAAAAGUCACAUCAAUCAAAGUAUGCGACAUGUGUUGAGUCUCUGAGCAUUGUGCUCUAAGGAAAAUUGAAGGGAGCCCAGUGCUCUGAAACUGUAAAAUCUAGGGUGCCCAGCAUUGAUUUGUAUGAAAAAUCUGAGUUUUUCUAGUCUGUGAGGGUUAGGCACCAGGGGCCACUGGGCUCUGCCACUGGGCUCUUCUAGAGCACAGCCCCUGCUGAGGGUUUGUGAAAAUUAAAGUGCGUAUUAUGUAAUACACAUUAAUCUAUAUGUUUUUCAUAAAGUGGAAGGUCAAGAUGGCUGGAUAUUGGCCAAUUUUUUUUUUUUUUUUGCAAUUUAUGGACCCAGAUGAUAUCUGGGCUAAAAAUAAAUAAAAACGCGUGGCCAAUAUCCGGCUAUCUUCGGUCAGUAAAGGAUGUAUUACAUGGCAAAAAGGUCAUUUUUCUUUUGGGACCAAAGCAGGAAAUCCGCUUUCACAGGUAGCCAACCAGAAUGCAGGUUUUGUUUAUCUCCCCUUCUCAGCGGCAUAAAAUGACUCUGGUAAACCAAUUUAUUUUUUCCAAAUUAUAAUAUUAUCAGACAGUCUUCAAACAGCGUUAUGAGCCACAGUAGUCCCACUUACGCUUUCUACCCCUUCUCUUGUAAGAAGGAAUUGAGACACAACCGAGAAUCUAAGUUGAUAGGGGUAUUGAUCCUUUAGUCUUGGUGAAAAUAGAGAAUAGAUACAUAGGUGAAAUGUCCAGUUUUGAAAGAGAAUAUUCCACUGAAAAUUGUAACCUUAUCAAGAAUAAGGCUAAUCACAAACAAUGAAAUUAAAAAAGUGUAUUUUGGUUUCAGCGACUACAAAACCCCCUUGUUAAGCAGCCUGCAUGCACACCUCUCCUAUUUUCCUUGUUGCUCAGUCAACAGGGAAAAGGUCCCUUUUCUGCAAGGAAAAAAAAGAAGAGGUAUAGACAUCUGCACCUAGGCUAGCUUGCUAGUUGUAAGAACCUGUUUUUUUUAAGUCUGCAAAAUAGGUUCUUGUAUUUUGGGUAUAGUUAUUGGCAACUUAGGCUACAUGUAAGUAGGUUCUUUAUUAGGCUCAUAUUUUCUGAGAAGGAGAUAUAGUUCUUUUUCCUAUAUUUAUUAAAUAAACUUGGGUUUGUUCCUUAAAUAUACAGUAUUUAUUCACAACUGUAUCAUGAUAAGCCUAACAAUUAAAACUGAUUUAUACAGAAUGUACGUUAAUUUAGUGUUAUAUCUAUCAGUGGUUUCUUGCAAUGAAGAUAGUGUACAAUUAUUAAGUCAAACUCUGUGGUUAAAACGUUUAUCAUAAUUUAACUGUAACCUACAUAAUUUAUGAUAAUCUGCUUGAUCAGGUUCCUAUAUUUUUGGUUAUGAAAAUGACAAAUUUCUGCCAUCAGGUUUUACGUCACUCAAUAAAAUAAUAAACAAUGAUUUAGAGAGAGAGCACAUCAACAAAGUUAUUCUUUGUCUACCAUUCCUGAUCAAAUUGGAAUAUUGUUCAAAAUGUUGGUUUUUGAGGAGAGGGGAGAACCGGAGAACCCAGAGAAAAACCUCUGGGAGUAAAGGAGCUAGGAACCAACAACCAACUCAAACCCACAUAUGGUAUUGACCUCUUGAGUUGAGUCCAGGCCACAUUGGUGGGAGGAGAGUGUUCUCAACACUGUGCCAUUGUUGCUCCCCAAACCUGUAAACCGCUAGGUUCUUACAUGCGGGUUUUUACUGUACAUGUAGUUUUCCUAUUGUAGUAGGGUUCAGGAAAACAAGUUAUGAAAAAAAUCAGGAUUCAACUGUAAAUUAGUUAUUACCAACUGUCUGAGGUGAUUACUCUGAUUCUUUUUUUCAGAUCUGAAGAUGCAGGACUCAUUCCUCAAAGCCUGUCUUUGAUCUUUCAAAAAAUUCAACAGCAUAGUCAACAGGAAGCAUUCACUGUUCACAUAUCAUUCUUUGAAAUAUACAGGGAGACAGCAUAUGAUCUUCUGGGAUGUUUCUUGUUCAAUGGUUCAAAGAAAAACAGAGAGAUGCCCAAGGUAAGAACAUUAUGCAACAUCUUAACCUCCAGUAAGCAGACCUCAAUCUUCAAGGGACCAAUCCACUGAUGAAAGGUAUCCUCUUACGGGGGGUGCCUUCUUAUCGGAGAUGGGAGGUGUCCUCUGAUGUGAGGUAUUCACCAAUGAGAGGCAUUGACUAAUAUAAUAGGAAAUGUCCACAUAUUAGUGGUAUCCACUACUAGCAAGUAUCCAAUAAUGGGAGGUACGUGUCCACAAAUGGGUGUCCCAUUAGGUGUCCCCUAAUGGGAGCUAUCCAAUAAUUAUUAUUAGGGGUGUCCACUAAUGUCAGGUGUCUACUUAUGGGAGAUAAGAGGUCAACUAGGGAGAGGUAUCCACUAAUGACAGGUAUCUGCUUAACAUUGUAUGCACUAAUGGGAGGUGACCAGUGAUGGAAGGUUUCCACUAAUGCGGCCGGGUAUCCACUAAUGGGAGGUAUCUACCAGUGGGAGGUGUAGACUAAUUGGAGGUAUCCACUAAUUGGGAUGGGUUCAUUAAUGGGAGCUAUCCACAAAAGGGAUGUGUCCACUAAUAGGAACUGUCCACCAAUGAGAGGUGUCCACAAACGGGAUGGGUUUACCAAUUUGAGCUAUCCAUGAAUGGGAGGUGCCACCAAUGGGAGGUUUUCACUAAUGGGAGCUGUCUACCAAUGGGAGCUGUCCACUAAUAGGAGCUGUCCACCAAUUGGAGGUGUCCACUAAUGGGAGCUGUCUACCAAUGCGAGGUAUCCACUAAUGGGAGCUGUCUACCAAUGGGAGGUGUCCACUAAUGGGAGCUGUCCACCAAUGGGAGGUGUCCACUAAUGGGAGCUGUCUACUAAUGGGAGGUGUCCACUAAUGGGAUAGGUGCAGGAAUAGGAGCUAUCCACCAAUGGGAGGUGUCCACUAAUGAGAGCUAUUCACGAAUGGGAUCAGCCUUAUGGGCUAUUGACUCUGAGCCCAUUCGGGCUAGAGGAAUAAUUGUUAAUUAGACCACUAAUGGGAUGGGUCCACUAAUGGGAGGUAUCCACUUAUAGGAGGUGUCCACCAAUGUAGAGGUCCACUAAUGGGAGGUAUCCUCUAAUGGGAGGUGCUACUAAUUGGAGGUAUCCACUAUUAUGGGAGCUAUCCACCAGUGGGGGGUAUCAACUGAUGGGAAGUAUCCUCCAAUGGGGGUGUCCACUAAUGGGAGGUGUCCACUUAAUGGGAACUAUUCACUAGUGGGAGGUAUCCAGUGAUGGAACGCAUUCACUAGUGGGAGGUGUCCACUUAUGGUAGGUGUGUAACUAAUUGGAGGUAUCCACUAGUGGGGUUUUUCCACUAAUGUACUUGAUGUACUUGGUGUCCACUAAUGAGAGAUAUCUACUGAUUGGAGGAAUCCACUAAUGGAAUUCAAGUAUCCAUUAAUGGAAGGUAUUCACCAAUGGAGGUUCCACUAGAGGCAGGUGUCCACUAGAGUGAAUUGUCCACCAAUGAAAGGUAUCCACUAAUGCGUUACAUGUAUGUUUUAAUGGGAGGUGUCUGUUAGUGGUAGAUAUCCACUUAUUGGUGGUAUCUGCUUAUAGGGGUGUCUACUAUAAGAAGUUAUCCACUUAGGGUGUGUCCACUUGUGGUAGGUGACUGCUUAUGGGAGGUUACCAGUCACUGAUGUUGGUUACUAGUGGAAGGUUUCCACUUUAAUAAUUGGAAUAAACUUCAAAUUCAUUUUUAUACAUUUGAAUGGGGGCUUUUUGAAUCAGUUGUAUUUUUGUAACUUUGUGGAAGAGAAAAUUUAUCAUCCAUUUUCUAAGUUAUGUAUACCCAUAGUUCCAAGUUGUCAUUUAAAUUUCUUUAUAUGCUCUGAUUGGUGUAGUACAAAAAGGGAACAUAGAGAGCACAUCAUGUGUCAUGGUCACUUACGAGAGGUUAAAAGUAAAACUGUCAGACCAAAGAGUGGUUUUGGAUACUUAUAAGAGGUGGUUGUUUACGCAGGGUUCUUAUUAUAGGGCUUUGAGUGGGAAAAUUUAAUUGUUUUGGAUAGGUGGUCGCUUACUAGAGGUGGGCACACAUGGAGGUUCAAAUGUAUUACUGUUCAUUUUUCCCAGGUUUUGAUCACUUACAUGGGCGGGAAGGGAUGUUGCCACCUGCAUGGACUUUCUUCUCAUGCUGUGACAUCAGAAAAGGAAGCUGUAAGUCUGUAUCAAUGGGGACUGGCAAAUCAAAAGGCUGCUUACACAACUGUCAAUCAAAGAUCUUCAAGGUCGCAUUCUAUUUUCACUGUUGCACUUGCAAUGCAAGAGCGGGGUUCAGAAAUCAUUAUCAGGUUUGUAUGGAAAUACAUUUUAUGUGGUGUAGACUGUUUCCAAAUUCCUGUGAGCAAAGGAGUCUAGGUCUUGAUCUCGUUUUAUUGGAUGUGCUCACUGUAGCAGUUGUCAGAGAUGCAGGGGCAGUCAGUCACAUCGGCAGAAAUGACACGGCUAAGGUUUUGAAGGAUGAAGUUUCUGCCAACCCAACUGACUGCCCCUGGGUCUUCAAGGAUGCACUGGAACAGAAUGCAGGAAGCUGUUGCUGGUGUUUACUAACCUGGAACUAUGAGAAGCCACAACCAGUUGCAAAAAUACUUGAGACAAUGUACUUUACUUUGGCUUAAAUGGCCUGUCCAUGAUCUUGUGCUUGUGAUUCACCUUCCUCCCCCUGUCAAAGUUGCUAGCAAUGCAAGACCAUGCUCAGAACAUGGAGGAACAACUAUGAAUGGAGGGGAGGGAGGGGGUGAGUGUUUUAAAUUAUCUCACAGAUGUGUAACUAGCAGCUACUUGUAGUAAGAAAGGCCGGUUUUUCGUUGGAGUGUCUCAACAUUUUUCAACUUGUUGUAGCAGGAAAUAAAAAGUGUUUGCCUGCUAGAUAACUCAUAGUAAGAACUUGUUAACUAGCGCAACAGGUCACUCAACCCUGGGCUAUUGGACAGGGCACUUUGUUGUGCCCUUUUUCUUUUGCAUUGGUCAUCUGCAUCCUGCAUUGCAGUAUGGUAUAAUGACAUUCUCUUUGUUGUCUCUUGAUAGGAAAAAGUGACCUUAAAAAAUAUAUUGCCCUAGGUUGAAACAAAUUGACUUGAUUUCAAAGUGAAGGAACCUUUUAGGACUAGGAGAGAAAGGAAAUUGAGAAUCAACGUAUAGAUUGAAUUGAAUUAACUUGAAAUCAAAUGUGACCUGUCACAUUUAUCUAGUCAGGAAUGUUUUCCAGCUUUACACUGUCUUGUAAACUGUAGAUGAAGACAACUAAUUAUCAUCCAUAUUAAUCAUUAUACCCGUAAGUCUGGAUGGUGUUGUGUGGUGAGACUAUUCAAUUUUGAGCAGUACUUUUUACAAUAUAUUGUUAUUUUGAUUUUUAAAUUGAAAAUAUUUUGUUUUCAAGAGAGUGACCAUUUUUGGUGCUCUGUGAGUUUGCCAUUCUGUUGUCAGUUUACAUGUAUGUUUAAACUUUAAAGAGGUCUCACUUGAAAUAAAUCUCAUACCUCUCCUUCUUAAGAUCCAAGUUGCACUUGGUGGACCUGGCAGGGUCUGAAAGAGUGUGGAAAUCACAUGUUCCAGAUAUCAGGAGAGCAAGAUUCUUCAACUUGUCUCUUCAUCACUUGGAGUCUGUCGUAACUGCCCUGCAGAAAUUUCACCCCAGAAACACUGAAACAGACAGCAAAAAGAAACAGACUGCAAAAUGCUUGAAUCGUGGCUCAAGUGCUUUCUUGCCGCAACCACAAAACAAAGGAGCUGCUGAGAUGCCAAGAGUGUAUGGUCUGUUGAAGAGUGCAAGCACUGGGCAGCUAGGAAGAAGACAAGGAAGACAGUCACCUUUUGGGGUGGGGUAUAAUCCUUGCUAUUUACCCUACAGGAAUUCAUUACUGACAAUGGUGCUACAGGACAGUUUAGGUGAGUCAAUUGAAGGAUUCCUACAACUGAGUGAAUGUUACCCUUUCACUCCUAUAAGUAGGCCAACUCAAAAUUCCACACAAUUUUCAUAUUUCAUUUUGUUAAAAAUGCUAAAAAGAAUUUAGUACCUAAGUAUGAAAGACUCAAACGUUAGAACAUCAUGCUAAAUAAAAUUACACCAGGUGAAAGUACAGCCAAAGAGGUUUCAUCUGAGGCACCCAAUGAGAAUAUAGUUCAAAAACACUUAAACAUAGCAUUAUUAAACGUAUUUUAGUACUUAAACGGUUAGAUGUAGGCAUAUUUUUAUCCCACCAAAAUUUUUCAUCUGUUCGGAUUUCCUAGCUGAAAGUAUAGUGAUCCGAACAUUAUAGGGAUCAGAACUUACCUUUUCAAAAAUUUCAGCCAGAAAAAGGCUCCCGAAAAUUUUAGGUGACCUUUUUAGGGUAAAAAUCCGUUAAAAAUGGGCAAUUAUACCAUUUUUUAGAUGUUGGAAAAUCCUAGGAGAGGCAGGCAAGCAAGAAACAAAAAAUGUUCCGAAAAUUCUAUAUCUCAAAUCGUCUUCCGAACAGAUAUUUUCCAAAUUGACGUUGGGUGCCCCUGUUUCAUUUGAAUGGUCUCACCGUAGGAUUUAAGCGAAAGACUCAAACGUGAGAACGUCAUGCUAAAUAAAUAGUACCAUGUGAAAAUACUGCCAGAGAGGUUUCAUUUUCAUGGUAACACCAUAGGAUUUUGACUGCGAAAGACUCAAAAGUUCAUAGUACUUGCUAAAUAAAUAGUAUCUUGUGAAAGUACUGCCAAAGAUAUUUUAUUCCCUCUCAUAGAAGUCCCCGUUUCACUAGGAGAUUUUUCCUGCAACUUAUUUCUUGAAUGUUAUUUUGAUACCACGUUGCCAAACAAGUUGCAGGGAGUGGGUGGGACAAAAAGGCGGAUGACCUUCAUGCUUUGCUGGUCUUUAUUUCAGGUGGGAAUAGUAACGCUGCCAUGAUUGCAGCUUUGUCUCUGGAAGAGGAAAAUUUAAGUGAAACCAUCUUGACAUGCAGAUUUGCCCAAAAGGUUGCUCGAGUUGUAAAUGAACCAAGGUAAGUGGUUUUGUUUUUCUUUAACGGGUAGUUUAUAUAUGGUUUGUAGUCGUGGUUUUGAGUCAUGGCAGGAUCCUGGAGGAUUGCUUGAUGAGUUACCUACUCUCACGCAACCCUGGAGGACUGCGUGAUGGGACAAAAGAACAUCUGCACAAGAGAUUAUAGGGAACUUAUGCUGUGUUCACACUUUGCCGGAUAGCUUUUGUGCCCGCAAGAAAAUCAUACCAGAUAGAAUUUCUGUUCACACAUGAGAAUGGCAAUUUGGGCGCGAUUUCUGUAAUCAAGCGAAGAUGCACCGCGCCGCCGAUCUCUAAAGUGGAGAGUCACGUAUCAGGGGCACCCAACGAUUGUUUUCUGUAAAAUAUCUUUUCGGAGAAGCAAAAAUUGCCUACUGUGUGGAAUCUCCUAUAGCUUGAGGAAGGCUACAAAUUUCUAGAUAACUGUUCCACUCAUGUACAAUUUUCGAAGCUUAUCUAAUAAAUUCCCAACGGUUUUCUGAAGUUAAUUUUCUUGUAUUUCUCUCCCCAGUUUAAGCGCAAGGAAACCUAAAAUUUUCGGACUCGAAAAUGCGUUGAGAGAGGAAUCAGAAAAUUUCUUACUUUCGUAAAACGUUAAAUUGCAGCUAAAAUUUUCGGGAAAAUAAUGCUGAAGCCCUUGCAAUUUCGAAAUUACUAAAUUUGCCCUAGGAUGACCGAACAGGUACAAAUUUUAUAGCCCCGCUUAGAAUGCAUUUCUAGAUAUCUGAAGAUACUCUGGAUAGCCUAAAAGGUGUUUUUAAUGUAUUUAUAGGAAAAAGGCCUCGUUGGGUGCCCCUGACAUAUUGGAUAGGUGUUAAUGCUAUACCGGGUAGAUUUUCUUGUUGGCACGAAAAGCUAUCCGCUAUAGUGUGAAAUAGCCUUAGGGUCUAUUCACAUGAGCUCGGUUGACCUGGCUGGCCUGGUUACCCGGAACAAUUCCGCCUUGGAUUCAUAAGAAAAAAUAUCAACCCGGUUUCCGAGAUCAAAAAAAGCCGAACAUCCUGGGGACAAGUUCUGGCGCGAAAUUCGAGAAAUGAAGUAAACAUGGCAAUGGAGAUGCUCUAACCAUUUCACUUCCAGGGUGAAUGAAGGAGUCAGGGAGGUGGCUCUAACUUUUGAAUCUGUGGACGAAAUCCUAAGGUGUGACAAUUCAAAUGAAACCUCUUCAGUGGUACUCUCACAUGGUAAAAUGUGGCUCCUCUGUUUCGGUAGCGAAAGGGUUCGCUUUUUAUAUCAUCCACACUGUUCAAAGCCUAGUAAUCUUCAAUCCUGCUUCAACUUUUAACAAGACAUGAUAGUUCCGAGGAAUUGCGCCCAUUUUUCUUUUAACCCGCAAAAUUAACUAUCUGCGUCAGUGAAGUGUUAAUCAUCGAUGGCUAACUCCUUACUUUUUCCUUAGACAAAAUGUAGAGGUCGACAAAGAUGUGGUGAUAAAACGACUACAGACUCAACUGGGAAAACUUCACUAUGAACUGACCAGUUACAAGGUAUGUGCUUGUUGAAGUUCGCUUAUUCUUUUGUGAGUUACAUGUAUAGGACUUAAGGGGCCACUGUAUGGUCAUAACGCGGCGACCUUUUUAGGGCAAAGCCCGGCGAGCUGAAGUCAAAACAUGUGUUACCUCAGGCAUCUUUUUUCUGUGGUCAAAACUCUAGAAUAAAGCAGUAUGAUCUGUUCGACUUUCAACUCGCUGCCAACACAGAUUCGAAUGGGAGUUUUUCGAACAAUCGUUAUUGAUUGAACGGAUCCUGAGACAACGUAUAAAGUAUAAGUGCAUUCCCGAAGAUUACGCAGGAGCUAAUGACAUCUUCACUAACUUGCCAAAGCACAUAAAAACCCUGGGAUCGAGCACUCCAUAGUUUAAGCCAGGCCUAAAGUUGGAGCUGCUGUUGUUCCCUACUUUGCUUCCAAGGGCCAGAUCAAUAAAGUCCUGUCUGCUACCGAAACCUGCUGAUACAUAUUCAGAGAUUAAGAUAAUACAAGAUGCUUUAUUUUAAGUGGCGCAUACUCUUAGUUACAUGGGUUAGUUAAAAAAGAAAACUUCACCGGCUAAUUCACAGGUAUUCCACUGUAAAUGAAACAUUAUAGAAGUAAAAAUGAUUAAAACAAUAUAAAAGCUAUUUAUUUGCUGAAUUUUGCCAAAAUAACGAACAUCUGAGUAACCUGGAUCCUUUUAAGUUCUUGUUUUGCAGAGAACAUACCAAAGUGUUAACAUUUUUUUUUAAUUGCUUUUAUGUUGUUCUCGAAUCCCUCUUAUCUCAUAUCCUCGAGACUUGAUCCGCAUAUAAUUAUUUGCUACGGUACUGAUGAGCUGAUGAAGAGAAGUGAAUUAAAAUCAAUAACCUUGGUGAUCAUUUCCUUUAUUCUCAUCACAGAAGUAGAUGUAUUUGACCCUUAACCCUUUCACUGCCAAAUGUGGCCGAAGCCAACUUUCGACCAAAUUUCCAAAUUUCACUUUCUAAAAUUUUGACAAACAAAUAGCAUCAUGUGAAAGUACAGGCAGAGGGCUUUCAUGUGAAUGGUCACAUCAUAGGAUUUCGUCCACAAACUCAAAAGUUAGCGUUUCCUCACAAAACUCUAUCAAACACUCUGGCAGUGAAAGGGUUAAAACCGUAACAUCAAAAUUCAGAUUCUCAUUUGUUAUCACCACAAGUUUCCUAUAGAAGUAGUGGGGAGAAUUUGUUAGUGUAAAUUAGAUUCAAAUUGUUUGACCAUGUUUAAUUUCAUUCUCGUCAGCAAUAUGUUUUGUAAAGCAUUGAUAUUACCAUGAGAAAUUUGACGCCGAUUACUCUUAGGCCCUAAAGGCUAUAGAAACCAAACAGUGUUAACCUACACCGCUUGGGAUCCCUGUAGCUCAACGUAACCACUGAGUCGUACUCCUCAUAAUUUGAAUACUGGGUAUUCUGUGGUCAUGUGAGCUAAUUAGGGUCUUGGGACUGCGAUUUGACCUAGUCGUUUUUUUAAACCUUACAGGCACCUCAGCAGGUUUCAAUCCCGCUAGGGGGUGACUUAGGACAUGAACAACAAUGUAUUAACGUGAUGAGUUCAUUUAUGGCUGGAAGAAUCAAUGAUCCUGUCGCACAUGGUAAAGUACACUUACGGAAUAACCUCUAUGCAUACAGUACCGUGUUUUUUUUUCUUCUUGACAUCAUUAAUUUUUUGCAGUAAACAAAUCCAGUUUAUACCACAUAGCAAAAAUAGAGAUCAGAGAAUGCGUCAAGUGGUCGCUUACAAGAGGUUAAAAACAAUGGAAUAGCAUUCUUGGUUUUUUGGUUUGAUUGUUUCUCAAGUCACAAGCGCGUUCUUGGAUUUACGGUUUCAUUGUUACGCAAGUUACAAGCGCGUUCUUGGUGUUAUGGUUUGAUUGUUACUCAAGUCAUAAGUGCGUUCUUGGUUUUAUGGAAAUGUACACGAGCUGGUUCAUUGGGCAAAUGCCAAACGAAACAGGUUACAAGUUACCAGUGUGUUCUUGGUUUUUUGAUUUGAAUGUUUCUCAAGUCACAAUCGCGCUCUUGGUUUUACAUGGUUUGAUUGUCGCGCAAAUCUCAAGCGCAAUCUUCUUUUCAUAAUGUGAUUGUUGCGCAAGUCAUAAGCGCGUUCUUAGUUUUAUGGUCUUUACUGUUGCGCAAGUCACAAGUACUUUCUCGGUUUUGUAUGGUUUGAUUGUGGUGCAAGUCAUAAGCGCGUUCUUGUUUUUAUGGUUUGAUUGCGGUCCAAGUCACAAGCGCGUUCUUGGUUUUAUGGUUUGAUUGUUGCGCAUUUGACAAGCGCGUUCCUUGGUUUUAUGGUUUGAUUGUGGCGCAAGUGACAAGCGCGUUCUUGGUUUUAUGGUUUGAUUCUGGCGCAAGUGACAAGUGCGUUCUUGGUUUUAUGGUUUGAUUCUGGCGCAAGUGACAAGCGCGUUCUUGUUUUUAUGGUUUGAUUGUGGCGCAAGUGACAAGCGCGUUAUGGUUUUUAUGGUUUGAUUGUGGCACAAGUGACAAGUGAGUUCUUGGUUUUAUGGUUUGAUUGUGGCACAAGUGACAAGUGAGUUCUUGGUUUUAUGGUUUGAUUCUGGCGUAAGUCACAAGCGCGUUCUUGUUUUUAAGGUUUGAUUGUGGCGCAAGUGACAAGCGCGUUAUGGUUUUUAUGGUUUGAUUGUGGCGCAAGUGACAAGCGCGUUAUGGUUUUUAUGGUUUGAUUGUGGCACAAGUGACAAGUGAGUUCUUGGUUUUAUGGUUUGAUUGUGGCACAAGUGACAAGUGAGUUCUUGGUUUUAUGGUUUGAUUCUGGCGUAAGUCACAAGCGCGUUCUUGUUUUUAAGGUUUGAUUGUGGCGCAAGUGACAAGCGCGUUAUGGUUUUUAUGGUUUGAUUGUGGCGCAAGUGACAAGCGCGUUAUGGUUUUUAUGGUUUGAUUGUGGCACAAGUGACAAGUGAGUUCUUGGUUUUAUGGUUUGAUUGUGGCACAAGUGACAAGUGAGUUCUUGGUUUUAUGGUUUGAUUCUGGCGUAAGUCACAAGCACGUUAUGGUUUUUAUGGUUUGAUUGUGGCGCAAGUGACAAGCGCGUUAUGGUUUUUAUGGUUUGAUUGUGGCACAAGUGACAAGUGAGUUCUUGGUUUUAUGGUUUGAUUGUGGCACAAGUGACAAGUGAGUUCUUUGUUUUAUGGUUUGAUUGUGGCACAAGUGACAAGUGUGUUCUUGGUUUUAUGGUUUGAUUGUGGCACAAGUGACAAGUGAGUUCUUGGUUUUAUGGUUUGAUUGUGGCACAAGUGGCAAGUGAGUUCUUGGUUUUAUGGUUUGAUUCUGGCGUAAGUCACAAGCGCGUUCUUGUUUUUAAGGUUUGAUUGUGGCGCAAGUGACAAGCGCGUUAUGGUUUUUAUGGUUUGAUUGUGGCGCAAGUGACAAGCGCGUUAUGGUUUUUAUGGUUUGAUUGUGGCACAAGUGACAAGUGAGUUCUUGGUUUUAUGGUUUGAUUGUGGCACAAGUGACAAGCGCGUUAUGGUUUUUAUGGUUUGAUUGUGGCACAAGUGACAAGCGCGUUAUGGUUUUUAUGGUUUGAUUGUGGCGCAAGUGACAAGUGAGUUCUUGGUUUUAUGGUUUGAUUGUGGCACAAGUGACAAGUGAGUUCUUGGUUUUAUGGUUUGAUUGUGGCACAAGUGGCAAGUGAGUUCUUGGUUUUAUGGUUUGAUUCUGGCGUAAGUCACAAGCGCGUUCUUGUUUUUAAGGUUUGAUUGUGGCGCAAGUGACAAGCGCGUUAUGGUUUUUAUGGUUUGAUUGUGGCGCAAGUGACAAGCGCGUUAUGGUUUUUAUGGUUUGAUUGUGGCACAAGUGACAAGUGAGUUCUUGGUUUUAUGGUUUGAUUGUGGCACAAGUGACAAGCGCGUUAUGGUUUUUAUGGUUUGAUUGUGGCACAAGUGACAAGCGCGUUAUGGUUUUUAUGGUUUGAUUGUGGCGCAAGUGACAAGUGAGUUCUUGGUUUUAUGGUUUGAUUGUGGCACAAGUGACAAGUGAGUUCUUGGUUUUAUGGUUUGAUUGUGGCACAAGUGACAAGUGAGUUCUUGGUUUUAUGGUUUGAUUGUGGCACAAGUGACAAGCGCGUUCUUGGGUUUAUGGUUUGAUUGUGGCGUAAGUGACAAGCGCGUUCUCGUUUUUAUGGUUUGAUUGUGGCGCAAGUCACAAGCGCGUUCUGGUUUUUAUGGUUUGAUUGUUGUGUAAGUCACAAGCGCAUUCUUGGUUUUAUGGUUCGAUUGUGGCGCAAGUGACAAGCGCGUUCUUGGUUUUAUGGUUUGAUUGUUGUGUAAGUCACAAGCGCAUUCUUGGUUUUAUGGUUCGAUUGUGGCGCAAGUGACAAGCGCGUUCUUGGUUUUAUGGUUUGAUUGUUGUGUAAGUCACAAGCGCAUUCUUGGUUUUAUGGUUCGAUUGUGGCGCAAGUGACAAGCGCGUUCUUGGUUUUAUGGUUUGAUUGUUGCGCAAGUGACAAGCGCGUUCUGGUUUUUAUGGUUUGAUUGUUGUGUAAGUCACAAGCGCAUUCUUGGUUUUAUGGUUCGAUUGUGGCGCAAGUGACAAGCGCGUUCUUGGUUUUAUGGUUUGAUUGUUGUGUAAGUCACAAGCGCAUUCUUGGUUUUAUGGUUCGAUUGUGGCGCAAGUGACAAGCGCGUUCUUGGUUUUAUGGUUUGAUUGUUGCGCAAGUGACAAGCGCGUUCUUGGUUUUAUGGUUUGAUUGUUGCGCAAGUGACAAGCGCGUUCUUGGUUUUAUGGUUUGAUUGUGGCGGAAGUCACAAGCGAGUUCUUGUUUUUAUGGUUUGAUUGUUGCGCAAGUGACAAGCGUGUUUUUGGUUUUAUUGUUUGAUUGUUGCGCAAUUCACAAGCGCGUUCUGGUUUUUAUGGUUUGAUUGUUGUGUAAGUCACAAGCGCAUUCUUGGUUUUAUGGUUUGAUUGUGAUGCAAGUGACAAGCGCGUUCUUGGUUUUAUGGUUUGAUUGUGGCGUAAGUCACAAGUGCGUUCUUGGUUUUAUGGUUUGAUUGUGGCGCAAGUCACAAGCGCAUUCUUGGUUUUAUUGUUUGAUUGUGGCGCAAGUCACAAGUGCGUUCUUGGUUUUAUUGUUUGAUUGUGAUGCAAGUCACAAGUGCGUUCUUGGUUUUAUGGUUUGAUUGUGGCGCAAGUGACAAGUGAGUUCUUGGUUUUAUGGUUUGCUUGUUGCGCAAAUCAGAAGCGCGUUCUUGGUUUUCUUGUUUAUUGUUGUGCAAGUGAUAAGCGCCUUCUUGGUUUUAUGGUUUGAUUGUUACGAUCUUUACGUAAGUGACAAACGCGUCCUUGUUUGAUAACAACGUUAGGGGCCAGCGCUCUCUUUUUUUCUUUGAAUCCUAUGUUUAUAACUAGUGCCCUUUUAGUUUUGUGGUUGUUAGAUGGUUGUUAGUCGCGCUGUUUGUUUUAUGGUGCGAUUGCUGUGUUAGUGGAAUGUUCGCCCUUUUUAAUUUUUCGGUUGGAUUGUUUCACUUUCGCCUCUACAACACAAUAGACUCUAUUUAGUCUUCCAGUAAGGAUCUUCCGACCCAAUUUACAAAUGAAAUAUAAAGUAACAACUUUAAAAAACUGUUGUAUGCAAAUUACUAAUUACUUAACUUUUAAGAAACCAAUGAUGAGCAAAAGGAGGAAAGAAAGUGUAGCACGGUAUUUUGGGUCGUAACUUUGCAAGGAAUCUUAAAAAAAGAUCAAAAUAUUAGUUCGAUAAAUAUAUUAAACAGCAUCAAACACAAGCUUGCAAAGGAUUUUUCCUUUUUGAAAGGACAUAUGUCCGACCAGCUUAGUGUUUUCGUCGCAAAAACGAGCAGAAAAGUUGUCGGACACCGGACCGGACAUUGUUUGGUGACCGACUGUUAUUUGCUUCUCUGAAAUAACUUAUUGUAAACAUUAAGCGUCGAAGAUGGUCAUCUUGCAAAGAAAGUACUGUGCGAUAACCCGUGGCUAGUAGAUUUUGCUGUCGGGCUAGUGAAUUCUGUUCUUAACUUACCCGAAGGACAAGUGAAGGUUUUUUGGGAAUUCUAAUUACAGAAGAACUGUAAUCAGUGUUGCUUUUCGUUCUACUCGAAGAGGACUUUUGGGCUAGUACAUGUUAGCCACAACUUGCCCGAAUGGCAAGCUGUAAAAGUGACUUUUUUACACCCGGAUGGUUCAUUACAGGGGAGAUAAACAUGGUUUAGAAAAAACAAGCUUUACUAAUUUUCGGCUAAUUUUUCAAUAUUCAGAAAUACUGGCGAAGCUCCUUUAACAUGCAGUUUUUCUUGUCUCAGGGGUCAACACAUCCAACAAAUUUCGUACCGCCCUCCUUCAUAUGCGUCAAAUGUUUAUAGAGUCCAGAGCCCGCGCUUUCAAUUUGGAAGAUGAUGGGAUGGAGUCUGGAGACGAGAGGGACAGUGGUUUGCGUACUGGAAGUGGAAGUGACACCGCAUCGCCGCUGGUCAGUGAGUGGGAAAACGAUUGUAAUUGUCAUGCGCAGCUUCCGCCGGCUCAUGUAUCUUCAGUUGACGUAUCAUUACACAGGUUCGUGUGUUCACUUUGUACCGACAUGAGAUAGCUUAAGCAACGACGACGACGACGAAGAAGACGGUGGCAGAAACGUCUCCUAAAAAACGAAUUCACGCUAUUCAUAGUUAUUAUUCCAUGUCGUUCAGUUUGUCAUAUAUUGGUGAUUUUGGAGUUGAAUUCUCAAGCACUGUAUCUUAGUUUAAAGGAAAGAAAAAGAAAAUCUUUGUCUUGUGUUUAGGUAAUCCAGAAAACAUGGGGUUAGGCAACUUCAUGUCGUGGUCGUGCAACGACGGAAAUGUACAAAUAAUGUACAAAGAAAUGUAUAAAAAGCGUGAUGCACGUGAAAAGUUGAUGUUUUGCUAAACGUAUUACUUUUUGCCGCUGUCGCUGCCGUCCUCGUCACCUACGCCCUCUAAUAUUUAACAUACUGGUUACCGAUUCUUCUUUCUGUUUUUUCAGCCGUUUUCUCUUAUUUUACUUCGUAUUAUCUGGGCUGCAAGGCAGUGCGGUGUCUAGCUCGACAUUUCGCACAUUCCAAUCCCAGUCACAAAUGCGCAAUAUAAGCUAACCUAGCCUGCGACCAGGCUUCGCAGUGGGGGAAAGAAGGCGAAAAAAAAAAAAAAAAUGGCGAGAGCCAAAAUGUCGGCUUGAAUUCACUCGCCGAUUUUUUGUUGUUGGUGUUUAACUAUGUUUUUUGCCUUUUCUGUCUUUUGUUACCGUGAAAUCCUAGCCUGAUUCCAGGCUGAAUAACAAGGUUGAUACCACAUCACAAAAUUCGGCCAUUGUAGGACAGAUGUUUUGGAAACUCGCUCUUUCUUGUGCUUUAACUUUUGUUCAAAAUACCUUUCCACUGGUAACUUCACAGUUUUGUUUCUGUGUAUUUCGAACUGUAAGCAGUGUUUCUGUGGUUGACGUCGUUGGUUUUCUUUGCUGAGUGGUAAUGGCGGAUACGCACGUCGAGUUCAAGUUCGUCCUUUUUAGUCUCGCUUGCUUUAGCAGCGAGACUCUGAAAAUGCGACCGUUUCAUUUUUUUGUGUCUGCGCGCCAAAAGGGGGCUCUUGGUCCCUGGCGUUCCUAGCGGAGACCGUGGAAAAUGAAUAGGGAUAAGAAUCGCGACGUGUCAUCUGGUGUCACAGCGUCAUACUUUAUUUUGUGAAGAAUUAUUAGGAAAGAUUGAUGCGAAAGAUGUCGAGCUUUUCCGGAAAGGGUCUGUCCACGAAUUCUAUCGCUUGAAAGCGUUGAAUGCUUUGGAACAAGUGAAUACUUCAGUGAAAGUUUCGAUGGUGAGGCUAUAAACUGGUCGGGUGUUGUAAACUUUCAUUUUAUGCAAAUGAGUCUUGCGGUUUAUUUUCGGCAAUGAUUGAAAUGAUGCGCCAUGUUCAUCGCGUUUUUGGUCCGCUGGCAUUGAUGUAAUUUCUCGGGAAUUGUUUUUCGUGUAUUUAUACACGCGUACUCAAUCAUCGUCGAAUACGACGUAAAAAGGAAAUAUCCUGAAGAAUACCCUACGGUCGAUAAAGUAGGAAGUGAAAAAAAGCGAGGAAAUCCUGUUUCGUGUAGAAUUAAUCGCCUCCUCAUUUCUUAUCCAAUUUCCAAUGAACAAGCCAGAGUUACCGCUUUUUAACAGCGUUCUUUUUUUGCUUUUUUUUAUCCUUGAUUUUCCCGUGUCUUUUAUUUAUCAAACGCAACGUUCAGGGAUGGACCAGUCAUCAGUCGGGCAGGUGCGAUUGAGACGAAAAGUGACAGUGAGCUAUUUCGAUUCACAUGAGUCUUAUAUUAGAGCCAAAUCUUUGGCUUAUGGCAUAAUGUCCAAUCAGGUUAAAUGAGAUCGUCCGGAUAAGUCUGGUCUUGUGCAGGGCUGUUGGUGAGAGUAGGGAUUAUAAGUAUAGUAUGAACAGCACCGGCACAGAACUGGAACAAGUCGUUGACACACAUCAAACAUCGUGCUGGAGCAGUUGGCUGGAAGUUUGGUGAAGUAAAUCCCAGUCCUCACUCCUGAAUAUUUGCUUCCGUUUCAGUGGAUUACACUCCUCGCUCCUGCUUUUUCACUUCUGCUAGGGUCCGAUAACCUGUUUACACUGCACCAAAGUAUGCAGCGCGGCGCAGCUUCUCUCCGUUACAGAAAUCGCGCCGAAAUCACCGUUCUUAUGUGCGAACAGUGCUUUAUCCGGUAUAGUUUCUGUGCUAACGCAAAAGGUAUCCGAUAUAGGGUGGACAUAGCCUAAACCUAUUGCUAUUCUGCCGUCCUGAUCUCGUUGUCGCCGCCGUCGUCGUUGCCUAAGCUCCCUAGUGUUCGAUAUUUCAACAGCCAAUGCAAGAGUCAUUACUAAAGGCUGUGAAUUGUGUAUCGUCGAUGGUUUGUUCAGUUAUGUGGCGUUGUAAUUGUCUGUCUGUCUUCUAAUGUGCAACGAAGGUUUUUUCAUAACAUGUUGAGUCAGAAAUAAAGCCUCACGCUAUAGGAACAUAGUCAGAACAAAAGUACAACUUGCCGAAUGAAGUUACUGGGCACAUUUAGCAAAGACUACGCGACAACAGUGACCAGACGCACGCUUUCUCUCGUCAACUGACGUUUCCGUUCUGUUGCUUAAUCAUUCUACUCUCAAUGACCCUCAACUGUGACUCACUGAUGUUAAAUAUCUUGCAGUGUUACUGAAAACGGUACAAUUCCACUCAACAACGACCACAAAGAAACCACGCCCAUUGAAGACAGUCCGCCUCCAGAAUACCCCUCGGUACCACUUCAGCCAUGUGAGACUGGAAAGGAAGAAGCCUCGACCCAGACCAAUGAAGAAACAACUUCUGAAGAAAGGAAACGUGAUGGAAACAUCAGCACGGAAGGAGAAAGGAUUCAACCUGUUGAGAAUUCGCCUACAAUUUCCAAGCUGGAACUACAAAGGGAGACUCUUUUGUAAGUAUCUUGUAACCAUUCUGUUAUUGCGCGUGAAACUGGGUCAUUAGAAAGCUUUAGCAAAGACGUUUUUUAGCGACGCACGUCAACCGGAAGUGAACCUUUUUCAUUCAUGGGCAGUGGAAUAGCCCCAAUGUUCUGCCAAAUCGUCUCUGUGAGAGUAAAGACACUAAGCAAUACAUAUUUCGUAGCAUCAAGUCGCAUUAUAAAGGAAAAGGCCUCUCUUCCGGUUGACGUGUGUCGCUCAAAAACGCCUUUGCUUAAGCUCCCUAUUGUUUUGUCGAAUUGCAUUAUGGGUCUGUUUUUGGGGCGCUGCCGUUUCUUUUCUUAGGGAGUUUAAGAAGCAACGUUUCUCAGCAAUGCACGUCAACCGGAAGUGGACCUUUUUGCACUCUUGAGCCGACAUUUUAACAAAUGUUUGGACAAAUAGUCUCUAUAAGAGUAAAGACACAGCCAUACAAAUUUGAAAAGAGAAAAAAGCUCACUUCAAGUUGCGUGCGUCCCUAAAAAACGUUGCUAGUUAAGCUCCCUAUUGACUACUUCGAGUUUGCGCAGGAAACUGGUUCAAAGUUCCUCCCCAAAAACAGUCCCACGGUGCAAUUUCAUGCAUUACCGACCCAGUUCCCUUUGCAACCUCAUCGUCAACUGUCGCUAAAUCAUUCUGCUCGCACUAACUGUCAACUGUAACCAGAAACUCAUAAGGGGUUGAAACGUGUAACUCUCAUAUGUUUGCUUUGUCCGACGCUCGUGAUUAUUCAUUUUCGAAAGUACCAUAUUUGGAACGAGAAGAAAAGAUAACUGACCAAUCAAACUUCGUAAACAACGUGACGUAAUUUUAUGUCUGGUUCCCGCGCCCGCUUAAAAAAAUGGCCGACAAACUGGGGAAAAACUCCCGAAAGCCGAGAAAGCUUUCAAAGGUUGAAACCAGGAAUCGUACCGAAACACUGAGCAGAAAUAUAUUAUUGCCUUACCACCCGGGCCAAACUUAACACUAUGGAACCCAUUGACGUCCUCGCAACUUCUUGAAGUUGUCACUUCAAAAAGCGAUGCCUCGUUGAGCCUCUGCACAGUAAACUUAUACUGCAAAUAGGUUUUUAAAAUUCUUAUAUUAAAAGUCUAGAAUAAACAGUAAACAAUAAAUUUUCGAACAAAAUUCAGUGGCUGCGUAUCGAAAAGCGUCCAAAACCUGAACCUGACAUCUUCGCAAAAUGAGAUCCGUGUAAUGAAUGUGAGAAGCAUUUAACAGCUUGUAUGUUGUAGCCACGAUUGUGUUUUGAGCUAAUUUUAUGAAUGAACAAACUCAAAACAAUAGACAGAGAAGCCGUUUCUUGAAAAUUUUUAUUCAAAAUCCAAAAAGUUAAUCCUUUAAAGCAAUUCGGAAAACACUAUCUGGAUCAUGGAUCCAUUAACGCAAGUGAAAUCGGCCGAGCACAUGGCAAAAUUCAACACAAAAUCGAUCUCAAAUUGGGGCACCUUUUGUAAUUUUUCUUUAGCGCCGAAGAGAAAAAUUUAUAAAACGUCUAUGAAACAUUUAAAAAUACAUAAAUUCCCUUUCAAAAACGUAAUUGUCUUGGCCAUAGAGUGCAAAAUGUGCCUGAAAAUUCAGCAAAAACUUCACUGCCUUGGUUGCAUUUCAAAACAGACCAUGAGCUCCGUCGUGAAGAAAACAAGGUUGAAUUCCUCGAAGGACGAUUUCUUGAUGAAAAGCUUCUGUUCCUCCACAAAAAGAAAGCUGAGCAUUCUUUUGAACUUUCUCUUUCCAUUUUUUGUCUUUCAACGGUGUAUUUUUAACCCUGAAAUGCAGAACUCUUGUCUUAAAACACCUGCAUGGUGAUCGCGCGGCAGCCAUUUUGUUGAAAAUGGAUAUCUGUCACUAAGCUUUCCAAAUAUGGUAAAAGUGAAUAUUCACGAGCAUUGAACGCGAGUUACACGUUUCAACCCCUUAUGAGUUUCUGCUGUAACUCACUUGUCUUGCAGUAUUUCUCAAACCAGUACAACGUCACUCGACAAUGACCACAAAGAAACCACGCCCAUUGAAGACAGGCCCUUCCCAGAGAGCCCCGCAGUACCACGUCAGCCGAGUGAGACUGGGAAGAAAGAGGCCUCGACGCAGACUAAUGAAGGAACAACUUUUAAAGAAAGAAAACGUCACGAAGACAUUUGCUCAAAGGGAGAGAGAAUUCAAACUGUUGAGAAAUCGCUUGUAAUUUCCAGGCUCGAACUACAAAGAGAGACUCUUUUGUAAGUAGCUAAAAUGACUACUGUGUUAGAUCUAAACGCUUAUGGUUUCAGUAAGCACGAAGAAACAAUAAACAGCAGCGGAUGGCGAACGAAAACGCUGCUGAUGCCUGUAGGGUCUGUAAGAUCUAAUCAGUUGCCGUUAUGCGUGUACGGAGAGCCUUCUCUCAAUGGUCUAUUUUGGUUGGUCUCUUUACGAGCUUUCUAGAUGAGGGGGGGGGGGCGGUGGUGGGGAUUAAGGUGUUUCUCUGGUUCCCCGACAAAAUUGCUCCCUAAUUGACUAGACUAUGCAGCGCCAACGUUCUUAAACGUUGGCGUGACAUUGUCCAGUUUUCAUACAGUUGUUUUCUUCAUUCAGGGUACUGGAAAGCUUACUCGACGAGACCUUAACCCGAGACUAAACUCAGCCAUGAAAGGACUCUUUUGUCAUAAAUCACAAUAGGUAGCGUUUGUAACCCCCCUCUUCCAGAAAGGUCGUAAAGAGACCAACCAAAAUAGAAAUUUUCCGUGGUUACUCGUCCAACAAACUUGGUGAAAAUGUUUUUUCUCUACAGGAACAAAAGCAAGAUGAUUGAGUCCAGAUUAAUUGAGCAGCGGGCGCGCCUUGUUAUGAUUGUAAAGCAGGGUGUGGUUCCAGAAGAAUUGGAGAAUGAGAAAAUAGUCGAGAUGCAACUUCAAAAAAGACAGGUUCGGAGAAUCGUUAUUAUCAUUAGUGAUAAUGGUGAUGUUAUUGUUUUUCGAUGUUAAUGCUAAUGUCUAUGGCAGCUGAUGUUAAUGCAAUUGGCGAUAACAUUGUUGGUGCUACGGUCAAUACCAAUCGUUAUGCUAAUGCCGAUUUUAAUGUUGGAGCCAACGUUAGCGCCAUUGGUAAUUAUAAUACUGAUGCUAACUCUCAUUUUAAGUUUGAUAAAAUGUCAAUUUUAAUGCUAAAGUCAGUUUUAAUAACCGUGAUGAAUUUUGCUUGUCACUAAGUUUAACAUUAACAAUGUCGUAAUGCUUUAGUUUUUUUCAUAUCUCUUGGCCACCGAUCUUUGAUGAUCCGUACGAAUGUAUGCCUAUGGUUGUUCGUUUUAGGAUUACAUUCGGUAUGAUGUUCAAACGCAAUUUUGUGUGAAAAAAGUUGCCUAACAGUAGGUAAGCCAAUAAUUCUUGUUAUACUGAUAACUGUUUUAAGAUUAAGCUUUCCUUUUUCCGUCUCUAUUUAGCGGGAUAUUAUAGAACAGCUCUCCCAAGUAAAGAAGAAGUUGGCAGGUUCGAAGGGCAUGGAUCAAGAGCAGCAGUCUCUUGUUUGCAUUCACAAACGGGAGGUAGGAACUAAAACCGAUGAACCUUCCUGUGGUGCUGCUCCUGAUAGCCAGGUUUGUUCAAUGGCGUCACAUUCAAUUUUCUUUCGAUCGCAGAUACUAGUAAAUCAGAAAUUAAUCUGACUUGUCUCGUGAUACCGGCUACUCGCAUUGAAAAGGAAUGCCAUUUGGCGAUUAUUUGCGAGAAAAUUUCCGGAAAAUGAGUUACUGCGCAUUUAAAAAACACGCGAACUCUGAAGUUCAAAAACCGCCUUCACAAUUACGUUUUCGCUGCCGUCAAUCAUAAUUACGAUCACAAGCAAAGAACGUUGAAACACAGAAACACCCAAAACGGAUCGAAAUCAACCAGUCACAAACCAUGAGCUUUUGAACCCGUUGCAUUAAACUUGUUUCCUAAGAGGUCCGCUAAGAUGAUUUACGGCAGCGAAAAACGCAAACGUCAGAAUUCGUGUGUUUAUGAAAAGCGCAGUAGACGGUCUUUUAUCACGGAAAAUGUUGCGAGGUAUGAGAAACUAAAACCGGUGCCAAGUGCAAAAAACGUAAUUUGCGUGACAUUCGCAAUCUAUCCGCGGCUAGUAACGUCUCGAGAAGCAGCGCCGAGAUCCUUGUUCUGUGCCCCCAACGGACUCGACGACUUAUCGGAAAUGCGUUUCGAACUUGCCGUUAACCUGAUUGGCCUAUCGAACGAUGGCUAUUCUUAACAGGCCAAUCAUGGCGCUUACUCAAAUCCUGGUACAUCGUUGAGAGCCCAGAACAAGUAUUUCGGGGCUGACUCGCAUUUUAGUUUCGUCUGUAGCGCAUGCUAGAGAAGAGUCGCAAUUACCCAGCUACAAUCGUGGACAAAAGUCUUGGGACACUUUUGAGUUUCUGGGGCGUUUUCCUAUUUACACAGGUCCAACCCCUCCCCUCACCCCACAAACAAUUUUGGACGCGUGCAUCCAGAUUUUUUUCCGUUUUUCAACUUUGUAUAGGGUGGGGGGAGGGAGAACUGUAAGAAAAUUCGAAAAUGAUGCACUGUUUUAAGGCGGAACAGAGAAAUGACAGAAAAAAAUGAAUAUUCCUGUACUAUACCAGGAACUUUUGUCCUGGAUUGUAGCAUCCAAUGUAGUGAUUGUAGUGUGCAUCACUUGGAAUGAGUGGUGUUCAUUUGGCUUUUUCUUCGCUUAGACCGGUUAUUUAGAAGUCAUCAAGGACUAACGCUCAAUGAUAGUUUAAAACUGUUAUUCUUUAGAAUAUGUUUUGUCUUUGCUUUCUCUCGUAUUUUGUUUUUACGAUAAGCUAACGAACACAUGUUAAAAACCUGUGCAACUCAUUUUUCGACUCAUAACCAUUCUGACGGGAGCGAAGUCAAACCUCAUUGUUGAUAAAUGCCCUGUCCUUUUUUUCUGGAUGACUGCGCUCAUGUUUGAACAUGCGAUUAAGUUGCUAGGCAUUAUUUAGUGGAUGUUGUUCGUCGUCUUCCUUAUUCUGUAUCCAAUUCAAACGUCAGUGUCUUUGAACUUUGGCAGAUAAAAGAUUCGGCACGAAUUUCAAAAGAACUAGAACUGAAAGAAGCUUCCACACGUCAGAAACUUCUUGCUUGCAGAGAGCAAAUGAAAACUAUGGGCAUUUCGUUAGCCUCAGUGUCCCAUGGGAAGUUCUACCAAUCAAAGACCUCAGUUUCAGGCUGUGGGAACCGUCAGACAAGUGUCUCAUAUGUGUCACCUGUGACGUUGAGUUCGCAAGGCGACGUGGGAGAAAAUAGGGGCCAGUGUUCUACAACCUCGUCUCCGGACAGGAGAAGACCUGUUUUUAAACCACCAAGAGUAAGAAGCAGGUUAAGUGCAGACUUUUCUCAGGCGAAUAAAAAUGCGUCGAACUCAUGCAGUUCUUCUCCAAGAAGAAGAUUUUCAGCCCCAGAGAAGGUAAUACAUAGACCGGGUAAAAGUGUAGUAUUGAGAAGCGAAGGAAAGCUUGUUGAAUACAUGAACACAUCUCAUAAGAAAAUGUAUCAGAGUUCGUCAUUCCCUCGGUGGCUUACCGGAGGUAGUGAUCAAGUUUGUGUGAUGGGAUUAAAUAGUACAUCUCGAAAAGUGCCUUUCAAAAAAGGAACAAGGGUAAGAGACGAUAAAAGGCGUUUUUCAAACGUCUCUUCAGAAGGUUGUGUGUAGUUAAGCGAAGGCUCGGCUGUGAAAGUUGAGUGCAGCUCUAAUAACGUUACAAACGUGUUGGGAAAACGCAAGGCAUGUAUUUCUAGCGGGACCCAAACGAAGCUCACUUUGUACCAUGAGUUGGAGAGAGGAUACGAGAAAUGGGGCCCUGUUUCCGAUGCAGAGAUAGCGGCGAGGGAGCCUAGAAAACAGGUUAACGCGCAAGUUUCUCUAUCGUCAAUUCGUCUCAGUGAAGGGGGAAAAAGAAAGGUUAAACGAGAAUUCGAAGGUGCGUCGAGGCGGCUGAAGUGAUCCAUUGUUUGUAUAGGAGGCAUACACAACAGAGUGCAGUGGAGUGUUUAAGUCCACUUUGCUAGCUUUACAGGUGUUAGAAAUGGUGACUAUUGGCUCCUGCUAUUGACCACUUUUUGCUUGCUCUUAAAACUGGGUUGAUGUGUUGUCAGCUGAAACUUCAGCCCAUGUCACUUCACCAGAAGCUCAAAACGCAGGGUGUUCGACAGCCGGUGUUUUCAAAGUUGUUUAGAGUCAAACCUCUUUACAAGAGCUUCCUUGGUGGCAGAACGCAGGGACUGCGGAGUUGAAGGCGAGAAUUUAUCUGGAAAGGACAAGGGGCUUGUUCCCUCGGAAAAGCUUGAAAAUUAGAGCUUCUAAAAUUACCAGAAAAAACCGUUUAUUUCUACCAAUUCUGAGAUUAAUUUUGUCCUAUUUUUAUCACUAUCCCGUUAGUUUUCUACACAAAAACGUACGUUGAGAGUAAGGAAAAUUGUGUUUGCUUUUAACAUAAAGAUUACAAGUACUUUCGUAAAAUAUGCCAAAAAAAAAUCUUGGUGAAUUUAUUGGUGGGGCUAGGGCCCACUUAACCCCAAUAGAAGGCUCCGCGGUCCCUGGAACGUGGGCCUUUAUGGUGAGAUAAGGGUGCGGGAACCAUGGCACCUGGGGGAGAUAUGGCAACAAAUGUUUAUUUUCAUAAAAUGAGAAGAAAUUGUCGUUGUUGGGACGUACUUCAGGGGCACCUAGCGACCGAUUGUUUCCAAAUACGUCAGAAGUGUCUCAAAUGGUUUUCCGUUUGGAUGCCUGUUUGGUUAAUUUGGAGCUCCCCUAAAAAACUAUUUAUCCGUUCGGAUAUCUCAGCUGUGGUGUUGGCUUUUUCGUGGUAUCUGAAACUGUUAGCUACCCCGAUGAUGGGUCCGGUCGAAAGUUCGAGGACAUGGAGUAGCUGGACCUUACUUUCGUCAGAAAACGCUAGGGGGCGCUUUGUCCUUAAACCGAAGUUUUCAGGAGACUUUUUUAACAGUAACGGCAAAAUCUUGGUGACAAAUAUUGAAAAAUAAGCAACUUCCGAAAAUCUUAGGCAAGUUGGUAGAAAAACUCCGAAUAUCUAGGACGAGUGGAACGGUUAUCUCGAAAUUUUCAGCCUUUCUCAAGGUUUAGACAAUUUUAGUCAAUAUUAAUUUUGUUCCUUCGAUAAUUGAACAGUUUUUAUUUUUUUUACAGACAAAGGUCGUUAAGUCCCCCUGACCCUUAACUGGCCGUUGCAGAUGUGGAGAAGCGCCCGUUAGGGAAAGGAUAAAACAAGAGUGAAUGUAUGGGCGUUGGUUGGGGUUAAAAAAUAUGACGGUUCUAAAGAGGUUAAGCUUUAUUCUUUUGAUAGAUUUCACUUCGAAUUUAGACUACCACAGGACUCCCAUCGGUCAGGAAAAGUUAUGGACUAGAAAAUGGUGUUUUU